AUGCGUACUCAGCAGCUUCUCGCAUUCUGUGGCCUCAUGCUGGCCGGCAACGUCGCUGUUGCCUCUAAGCUGGACCACGACGACGUUCCAAACCGCUGCUGGAGCGUCUGCGGUGAUGUUGUUGGUAUCUCCAAGAGCUGUGAUGCCCGUCACGACAACGACUCUGCUGAGAUCAAAUGCAUUUGUGACUGGGAGAAAGCCAAAACUCAAAUCCCACUUUGUUCGGCUUGCAUCACGCAGUAUCAAACCGACAGACGCAACAACAGCACCAACACCGUCCGCGUCCGCGACCACGACCAUGAUCACGACGAUGAUGAUGACAAUGACAAUGACAAUGACAAUGACAACGACCAUGACCAUGAUCAUGACUAUGACGACGAUAACGACAAUGACAGGGACGAUGAUGACGACGAUAACGAGGCUCUUGACCUCGUUCACUCCUGCUCUCUAACCACUACGACCUACAAAUCUACUGCGACCACUGCAAGUGGCUCUUCUACUGGAACCGGCACUGCUGCUUCUGCUACCGCAAGCACCACCGGCGGGUCCAGCUCUAGUGGAACCAGCCAGGACUCCACCAGCUCCAACUCGGGAUCCGCUGAAUCCUCUGGAUCAUCCGCGGGCUCUGCUGCCUCUUCAAGCGCGACUCCCGAUGCGGCAGUUGACCUCUCGGCUCCUGGGGCUGUUCAUAUGGCUGGUGUUGUUGGUCUGAUGGCCUUUGCUUGGCUGUGA
Messenger RNA from Penicillium brevicompactum, 732 nucleotides. Its product is annotated as putative GPI anchored protein. The coding region runs from base 1 to 732 and encodes 243 amino acids. The transcript is spliced from 2 exons. The record is from RefSeq and is a predicted model, not a curated record. Lineage: Eukaryota; Fungi; Ascomycota; Eurotiomycetes; Eurotiales; Aspergillaceae.